This is a messenger RNA of Anopheles arabiensis, 1521 nucleotides long. RefSeq names its product NAD kinase 2, mitochondrial (gene Nadk2). The transcript has 3 exons. Gene Ontology annotation, biological process: NAD+ metabolic process. The annotation marks the transcript as partial. NCBI's taxonomy places the organism in Eukaryota, Metazoa, Arthropoda, Insecta, Diptera, Culicidae. Gene Ontology annotation, molecular function: NAD+ kinase activity. The record is from RefSeq and is a predicted model, not a curated record. Gene Ontology annotation, cellular component: mitochondrion.
AAGCGCAGCAGCGCCGCCAGUUCGGUAGCGGCGCGCGGGAACAGCUCUGGCCGUGUGCUCGUCGUGUCGAAGCUGACCCGGCUCGAGUUUGAAAAGAUCCGCGAGGAGCAGCUGAGCGACGAGUGUCUGGAGCAGAGGAUCCGCGACCGGGGCACCGACUACGAUGCGCUCAAGUACUACCACCACCUGCACAAGGACGUCGAGCGGCAGGUGGUGCGAUCGUUCCAGCAGCACGGCAUCGAGGUGCAGGUGGUGAACCGGAUCACCAUCCACAAGGACGCGCUGCAGUGGGCCGACCUGAUCGUACCGAUCGGGGGCGACGGGACGUUCCUGCUGGCGGCCGGCCGGGCCAGCCCCUUCUUCCUGUCGAACGGGAAGAAAACGCCCGUCGUUGGGUUUAAUUCGGAUCCGCGCCGCUCGGAAGGCAGGCUCAUGCUGCCGAAGCAGUACUCGGUGCAGGUGGACGAAGCGGUCCGGCGGAUCAUUGCGCAGGACUUCCGGUGGAUGCAUCGGUCCCGCAUCCGCACGACGCUGGUCGGUGCGGCCACGACCGAGCGACCGUCGCCGAUGGAUCUGCACGAGUUCCAUUCGCAGCCGGUCGAGCACCAGGAGGUAAUGUCGACCGCACCGAACGGCAAGAGUCGCAUUCUGCCCUACCUGGCGCUGAAUGAGGUUUUCAUCGGGGAAAUGCUUUCGGCACGCGUGUCCCACCUGCACCUGCGCAUCGACAGCUCGGACGUUACGACGAAAACGAAGAGCUCCGGCCUGUGCGUCAGCACCGGCACCGGCUCGACCUCGUGGCUGACGAGCAUGAACCGGCUGUCGACGAACAACGUGAAGGAUUUGCUAGCGAUCGUGCGCAAACGGACGGGCCGGACGGGCAGCCCGCUCGACACGAUCGAUCCCGAGUCCGUGUCGCAGGAGUACAACGAUAAUCUAGUGUUCGCGCCCGACGACCCCCGGCUGUGCUACUCGAUCCGCGAGCAGAUCUGCGUGGGCGUGUGGCCGAACCCGAAGGGGCUCGAGUCGCGCGGCUUCGCCAAGGAGAUAUUCGUAAAAUCGCGCUGUGUCGAUGCGAGUCUCGUGAUAGAUGGUAGUAUUGCGUACAACUUCAACGAUGGUGCGCGUGCCUUGCUGGAAGUGUAUCCGGAAGAUUCGCUGCUCACGAUCGAUAUGGAUGACUGAUUGAUGGGAAGUUUGCCUUUGUUACUUGUUACUGGACUGGACUGUUUUUUAAAUUCUUUCGAAACUCCGCAUAUCGCACGAGUUCCCGAGCUCUUCCUGGCUGGGAUAAACAAAAAAAAACGCUUGAUUGUAUGAAACAACGGCCCCUUAACUGUGUAAGUUAUUGCAGUGAUGCACUACCGAACGGUGGUGCAGAUGGUGCAUUUAUUUAUCGACCCCCCCUUCUCCUUAACCCUGCCCCUACCACACGUACGCGCACGCGAGCACGAUAGCGUAUGCAAUUAUACUGUAAGUAGAAAGUGUAAUAAAUUUGGUAUCAUUUUUUAUACAUAUACA